AUGCCCGAUUUGAAGCGUGGCGGGUCCUCUAAGAAGAGAGAACGCUCUCCGAAUCCCUCAGCAGAUGCGCCAGAUGCGCCAGAACGCGACGGCAAGAAAGCAAAAGGCAAGAAAAAAAAUUCCAAGAAAAGAAGAGCGAGGAAGAGGCUUGAGCGACAAAAAAGAAGACAAGCCGCUGCUGCUGCAGCUCAGGCAGAAGGGGAAAAACCUACUGGACAGCAGGAGCCUGCUGUUGCAGCUCCAGCAACGAGGAAAAAGUCUGCCGGGCAGAAUAGGCAGCAGCUCAGUAACUUGGAUCCGGUAGAGAAGGUCAAGCAGCAGGUAGCAAGGGGGCUGCGGCAACAUCCUAACAAAAUAAAGAAGCCUGUAGAUCACACCGGAGUAGAAGUGCUCUCCAGUCACGCACCUCACAAGAUAAAAGCUGAGGGCUACGUCUUUGUUCCGGCAGGAAGCAGGUACAUUACCCUCAAUUGCAGACGCUUGACCCUACAAUCUGGUAGAAAUGUAUGGAAGAUCGACCAUCCCAAAGGAAAAGGCAUCCAAGUGCCGAAGGAGCUAUAUGAAACGGUCAUUGCAAACGAGGCGGCAACCAGGACUCAAAGGAGUGCAAUAGUUGCGAAGAUUGAUAAAAAAGAGAACAACGAGGCUUUGAAAUGUUUAUUAAAGCUAUUCCCAAAUCUACCGCCUGGGGCCAGUGACGAGAUUUUGCAAAGAGCUUGGCAAAAAAGCUCAGGCAGGGUCGGUCGCACAAAAAAGUUGACUAUGGAGCAAAAGGUCCGACUUGCAGUUGUUGCCCAUGUCCGUCACUGCCAUACCAGCUACGAGAAAAGAUUGCGAGACGAAGUAAGCAAAAAUGGGGGGCAAAGGGCUCCAGCGAAGGCGGUCCAGAGAAUUAAGUCCCAGAUCUGGGGGGAGGUCAAUGCUGUAGUGAAGCGCUGGCAGAAGACGAGAGCUCAGGUUGCUCAGGUCGCUAAGCCCACCAUCGGAGAAAGAGUGAUACCACAGCAAAAUCCCCAUAGAGGACCGGCUCCACCCAAAACCCAAUGGCAACAAAAUGUUGAGCAAGGAUUCGUUAUCACUCAUCCCCCUAUAAAUCGUCCGCGGCCAAUUUUUAUCCGACAUGAAGAACGGAGGAAAUCGGAAGAAGAAAAGACAAAGAAGACGGAAACAAAGACCAAGCAAAAGAAGAAGCCAGUUGAGGUCAUUCUGAUUGAUAGCGAUAGUGAAGAAGACACCGCCACCGGAGCCGAUAUACCAGAAACAAUUAAUUUGCAAGAUGGUGAUGAAAUGGAGGACGGUGAGAUCAUGGAAGGAAACUCCAACGAUUGGGAUGCUGCUGUGGGAAAUGCCCAAGAUUGGGAUAUCGGCGAAGACGACGAAGAGUCAGACGUUGACGAAAAUUGUUUCUUCUAUCCCGACGAAGAAGAUGAGGAUUACGUGGAAAGUGAACGAGGCUUGGGCUCAGAUGCGGAUGAGGACGAUGAGGAGAAAUGCAGCGACCACGAUGUGGACAGUCAAAUGGUUCAGGACGAAUAUGAAGAAGAAGAAGAGGGAGAAGAUGAAGAAGAUGAAGCUGCAGCUGAUGAUGAUUAUGAUGAUAUCAUGGCUGAACCGGAUGAGCCCAUAAAGAAAGAAGGCGAAGCUGUUUCGGUGAAGCAAGAAAAUCCUCUUAAUUUGGAGAAAGUUGAGAUUGCAAAAGAAGUGGACGGGGCAACAUUUGAACCUGUCAAGGUUGGGGAUAUUGUCUCGGAGGAUGAAACUUCUAUGAAGGAACCGCAUAUAGAAAACAAUCUCGUGGUCAACGCAGAUGAGAUGAUUCUUGAUCUGGAGAAUAUCAAAGCAAUGAAAAAGGAAGACGAGAUCAUGACAGAUUCGAUUUCCCAGAUUGACGUCCAACCUUGUCCAGCCUCAGGGGUGCCCGAAGGUGGAGCUGAGGUCGAAGAGGCCAAGAAAUCAGUAAGAGAAGAGGAUAGUAUAAGGUCUGUGUUAGAGAAAGCGGCUAGAAUCUCGAAAGAGGAAGAGGAGGAGUUAAGAUCUGCGGUGGAAGCAGAUGAGGAUGAGAUCUAUCGUGACUUUGGAUUUUAG
Messenger RNA from Morchella sextelata, 2085 nucleotides. RefSeq lists its product as uncharacterized. Lineage: Eukaryota; Fungi; Ascomycota; Pezizomycetes; Pezizales; Morchellaceae. The record is from RefSeq and is a predicted model, not a curated record. The transcript is spliced from 3 exons. The coding region runs from base 1 to 2085 and encodes 694 amino acids.